Molecule: messenger RNA, 1299 nt
Organism: Nomascus leucogenys (northern white-cheeked gibbon)
Lineage: Eukaryota; Metazoa; Chordata; Mammalia; Primates; Hylobatidae
Product: adenosylhomocysteinase
Biological process (GO): L-methionine cycle
Cellular component (GO): cytosol
Molecular function (GO): adenosylhomocysteinase activity
Source: RefSeq, a predicted model, not a curated record
AUGUCUGACAAAUUGCCCUACAAAGUCGCUGACAUCGGCCUGGCUGCCUGGGGACACAAGGCCCUGGACAUCGCUGAGUACGAGACGCCGGGCCUGACGCGUAUGCGGGAGCGGUACUCGGCCUCCAAGCCACUGAAGGGCGCCCGCAUCACCGGCUGCCAGCACAUGACCGUGGAGACGGCCGUCCUCAUUGAGACCCUCGUCACCCUGGGUGCUGAGGUGCAGUGGUCCAGCUGCAACAUCUUCUCCACCCAGGACCAUGCAGCGGCUGCCACUGCCAAGGCUGGCAUUCUGGUGUAUGCCUUGAUGGGCGAAACGGACGAAGAGUACCUGUGGUGCAUUGAGCAGACCCUGUACUUCAAGGACGGGCCCCUCAACAUGAUUCUGGGUGAUGGGGGCGACCUCACCAACCUCAUCCACACCAAGUACCCGCAGCUCCUGCCAGGCAUCCGAGGCAUCUCCGAGGAGACCACGACUGGGAUCCACAACCUCUACAAGACCAUGGCCAGGGGGAUCCUCAAGGUGCCUGCCAUCAAUGUCAAUGACUCCGUCACCAAGAGCAAGUUUGACAACCUCUAUGGCUGGCAGGACUCCCUCACAGAUGGCAUCAAGCGGGCCCCAGAUGUGAUGAUUGCCGGCAAGGUAGUGGUGGCAGCAGGCUACGGUGAUGUGGGCAACGGCUGUGCUCAGGCCCUGUGGGGUUUCAGAGCCCACAUCAUCAUCACUGAGAUUGACCCCAUCAACGCACUGCAGGCUGCCAUGGAGGGCUAUGAGGUGACCACCAUGGAUGAGGCCUGUCAGGAGGGCAACCUCUUUGUCACCACCACAGGCUGCGUUGACAUCAUCUUUGGCCGGCACUUUGAGCAGAUGAAGGAUGAUGCCAUUGUGUGUAACACUGGACACUUUGACGUGGAGAUCGAUGUCAAGUGGCUCAAUGAGAACGCUGUGGAGGUGGUGAACGUCAAGCCGCAGGUGGACCAGUAUCGGUUCAAGAACGGGCACCGCGUCAUCCUGCUGGCUGAGGGUCGGCUGGUCAACCUCGGUUGUGCCACGGGCCACCCCAGCUUCGUGAUGAGUAACUCCUUCACCAACCAGGUGAUGGCACAGAUCGAGCUGUGGACCCAUCCAGACAAGUACCCCACUGGGGCUCACUUCCUGCCCAAGAAGCUGGAUGAGGCAGUGGCUGAAGCCUACCUGGGCAAGCUGAAUGUGAAGUUGACCAAGCUAACUGAGAAGCAAGCCCAGUACCUGGGCAUGUCCCGUGGUGGCCCCUUCAACCUGGAUCACUACCGCUACUGA